AUGGCCAUGGAGUUCCAUCACCUGGAGAAGGUACACACACACACACAAUAACACACACACACACACACACAGUAUUGUACAGCUAACCUUGUGGGGACACACAAUUCAGUCCUAUUCAAAAUCCUAUUUUCCCUAACCCUAAACCUAACCCUAGCUCUUAACCCUAACCCUAAACCUACCAACUAACCCUAACCUAACUACCCUACCCUAACCUACCCUAAACCUACCCUUGUCUCCUAACCUAACCCUAAACCUAACGUCCCCUAACUCUAACCCUAAACCCUAAAACCUAACCCUCACUCCUAACCCUAACACUAAACCUAACCCUAACCCUAAACCUAACCCUAGCUCUUAACCCUAACCCUAAAACUAACCCUAGCUCCUAACCCUAACCCUUAAUGUAAUCUAACCCUAACACUAAUUCUAACCUUAACCCUAAACUCCCUAGAAAUAGCAUUUGACCUCGUGGGACUAACAAAAAAUGUCUCCAGUUGGUCAAAUUUUUGUUCGUUUACUAUUCUUGUGGGGACCAGAAGAAUAGUAAACACGUCCAGACACACACACACACACACACACACACACACACACACACGGAAUUGCACCUACUUGGGAUAAGGUGGACAGAAUCCAUGGGAUUUGUACAUUAUACAGUGAAUUGCCUCUUAUUCUUUAUAAAGCUUUGACUCUCUUUGUGUGUGCAGGUGAUGGUAUCUCGUGUGGCGCGGGUGUGUAAGGGGGACCUGGGGGGCUCUCAGAGGGUGUUGGAGAAACAGUGGACAUCGUUCCUGAAGGCCAGACUGAACUGUUCUGUCCCAGGAGACUCCCACUUCUAUUUCAACCUACUCCACGCCACCAGCCCCAUACUCAACAUGAACGGCAGAGACGUCAUACUAGGACUGUUCUCUACACCGCCCAACAGGUACACACACACACGUGUACACACACACACAAUCAUGCAUGAAAUUGCAGCACCCCCCCCCCCCUCCCCCCCCCGCAGUUCUGACACAUUUAAUAAUCUUUCCUUCCCCAUCAUCUUUCCCCUUUAAAACAAAACCUGUCCUUCCUUUUCUCUCUCUCUCUCUCUCUCUCUCUCUCUCUCUCUCUCUCUAUCCCUCUCUCCAUCUAUCCCUCUCAGUAUCCCGGGGUCUGCAGUGUGUGUGUUUGACAUGCAGCAGUUGGCCAGGGUGUUUGAGGGAAGAUUCAAGGAGCAGAAAUCUCCAGAAUCCAUCUGGACGCCCGUGCCUGACGAACUUGUGCCCAAACCCAGGUAUGCAGUACAUUUGACUUGUACUGAUAUUGAUUGUAUAACCAAAAUUUUUCCCCCCAAAAUUUUUUUUUUUUUUUUUUUUCCCCCCCCCCCCCCCCCCCCCCCCCCCCCCCCCCCUUUUUUUUUUUUUUUUUAAAAAAAACCCCCUUUUGAAAAAAGGGGGAAAAUUUUUCCGGGGUUUUUUGGGAGGGGGGGUUUUUUUUUGGGGGGGGGGGGGGAAAAACCCCCCCCCGGGGGAGAAAAAAAAAACCCCCCAAAAGGGAAGGUUUUUGGGGGGGGGUUUUUAAAAAAAAAAAAAAAAAACCCCCCCCCCCCCCAAAAAAGGAAAUUUUUUCCCCAAAAAAAAAAAUUUUUAAAAAUUUUUUUAAAAAAAUGGGGGGUUUUUUUCCCCCCCCCCCCUUUUUUUUUUAAAAAAUUUAAAAAAAAAAAAAAUUUUUUCCUUUCCCCUUUUUAUUUUUAAAUUUCUCUUUCUCUUUCCCCUUUUCCCCCCCCCCCCCCCCCCCCCCCCCCCCCCCCCGGGGGGGCCCCCUUUUCCCCACCCCCUUCCCCCCCCCCCCCCCCCCCUCCCCCCCCCCCCUUUUUCCCCCCCCCCCCCCCGGGGCCCCUUUUUUUUUUUCCCCCCCCCCGGGGGCCCCCCCCCCUUUGGGGUUUAAACCGGCCCCCCCCCCGGGGCCCCCCCCCCCUUUUCCCCCCCCCCCCUUUCCCCCCCCCCCCCUUUUUUUUUUUCCCCCCCCCCCCCUUUUUUCCCCCCUUUUUUUUUUUUUCCCCCCUUUCCCCCCCCCUUUUUUUUCCCCCGGGGCCCCCCCCCCCAAAAUUUCCCGGGCCCUUUUUUUUCCCCCCUUUUUUUGGGGGCCCCCCUUUUUUUUUUUUCCCCCCCCUUUCCUUCCUUUGGGGGGCCUUGGGGCCCCCCCUUUUGGGGGCCCCCCCCGGGGGGUUUUUAAAAAAACCCCCAAAAAAAAAAGGGGGAAAACCCCCCCCUUUUUUUUUUUCCCCCUCCCCCCUUUAUUUUUUCCCCCCCCCCCCCGGGGGGGAAGCCCCCCCCCCCCCCCCCUUUUCCCCAAAAUUUUUUUUUCCCCCCCAAAUGGGGCCCCUUUUUUUUUUCCCCCCCCCCGGGGAAAGGGGGGGUUUUUUUCCCCCCCCCAAAAUUUUUGGGGGGGGUUUUUUGGGGUUUUUUCCCCGGAAAAAAAAAGGGGGGUUUCCCCCCCCUUUUUAACCCUUUUAAAGGCUUUUUAAAAAACCCCCCCCCCCUUUUUCCCCCCCCCCGGGGUUUUUUUCCCCUGUUCCCUUUUCCCCCGGGCCGUUUUUUUUUUUUUUUUGUUUCUUUUUUUUUCCCCCCCCCCCCCCCCCCCUUUUCUCAAGGGCCCCCAAAAAAGGGCCCCCCCCCCCCGGGGGGGGGGCAAAAUUUUUCCGGGAAAAAAAAAAAAAAAACCCCCCCAACGGGGGGGGCCCGGGGGGGGGGAAAAAAAAAAGGGGGGGGGGGGGGAAAAAAACCCCAAGGGGGGGGGGGGGCCCCCCCCAAAAAAAAAAAACCCCGGGGGGAAAAAAAAAGGGGGGGGGGGGAAAAAAAAGGGGGCCCUUUUUUUUCCCCCCCCGUUUUUUCCCCCCCCGGGGGCCCCCCCGGGGGAAAAAAAAGGGGGGGGCCCUUUUUGGGGGGCCCCCCCCCCAAAAAAAAAACCCCGGGGGGUUUUUUUUUUCCCCCCCCCCCUCCCCCCCCCUCCCCCCCCCCCCUUUCCCCCCCCCUUUUCCUCUCCCCCGGCCCCCCCCCCCUCCCCCCCUUUUCCCCCCCCCCUCCCCCCCCCCCUUUUUCCCCCCCCCCCCCCCCCCCCCCCCCCCCCCCCUUUUUCCCCCCCCCCUUCCCCCCCCUUCCCCCCCCCCCCCCUUUUUUUUUCCCCCCUAAAUUUUUUUUUUUUUCCCCCCCCCCUUUUUUUUUUUUUUUAAAAAAAUUUUUUUUCCCGGCCCCCCUUAAAAGGGGGCCCCCCCCCCCCCAAAAAAAACCCCCCCACCCCAACCCCGGCCCAAAGGGGAAAAAAAAAAACCCCCCCCCAAAACCCCCCCCGGGCCUGACCAAAAAUUUUUUUUGGGGGGCAAAUUUCCCCCCCCCAAAGGGGAAAAAUUUUUUUCCCCCGGUUAGCCCCCAAUUUUUUUUUUUUGGGUUUUUAAAAAAAAUUUUUAAUUUUUUUUUUUUUUUUAAAAAAAAUUUAAAAAUUUCCCCUUUUGGGGGGGGUUUUUUUCCCUUCAUUUUCCCCGGGAAAAUUUUUUUUUAAGGAAAAUUUUUGGGAAAAAAAUUUUUUUUCCCGGGUUUGGGGUUUUAAAAAAUUUUUAAAAUUUUUUUUUUUUAAAUUAAAAAAAAAGGGGGGUUUUUUCCCCCUUUUUUAUUUGGGGGGAAAAAAAGGUUUUAAAAAAACCAAAAAAAAAAAUUUUAAAAAAAAAUUUUUUUUUUUUAAAAAAAAAACACUUUUUUCCCCUUUUUUUUUUAAAAAAAAAAUUUUAAAGGGGGGGGUUUGGGGGGGUGGGAAAAAAUUGGGGGGGGGGGGAAAAAAAGGGGGGGGGGGGGGGAAAGGUUUGGGGGGGGGGGGGGGGGGGGUUUUGGGGGGGGGGGAAAGGGGGGGGGGGGGGGGGGGGGGGGGGGGUAAAAAUUUUUUGGGGGGGGGGGGGGAAAAAUUUUGGGGGGGGGGGGGAAAAAAGUUGGGGGGGGGGGGAAAAUAAAAAAGGGGGUUGGGGGGGGGGAAAAAAUUGGGGGGGGGGGAAAAAAAAAUUGGGGGGGUGCUGGAGAUUUUUUAAAGGGGGGGGGGGGGGAAUGAAAAAUUUGGGGGGGGGGGGGGGGAAAAAAAGGAGUAGACACCACAAAGACCAUCUCAACCAUCUCCAUCAGGCUGAUCAGAUCUCCAUGUGUGUGUAUAGGAGCUGUCUGACCUCCAGAGACCCCUACUGUGGCUGGACCAGAGGCAGCACCUGCUCCUUCCUCAGACCAGGCACACGGUGAGACAGCUCCCCAUAGCUUUAUCCAAUUGAUUGUGUGUUCAUCUGUAGAUGUCAGUCUGAUCAUCUGUUAUGUUUAUUAUAUUACAGGCUUCCUUUUCAACAAGACAAUGAGUAUGGCAACUUCUCCCAUCUUGGAGACUGUGAUGGUAGGUAUCUUGCCUUUACCAUGUAGCUCUGUGGUACAAUCUGUUCUUUCUUUCACUCAGUUCAUGUUCCACCUAGUGGCAUAAUCAUGCAUUACAAGAGUUUGCUACACAGAUGUUAAAGGGAAAUUUCAAAAUGUUUCAACUUCAUAUUCAUCAUCUCCAGCACCAUCCCAACAUCAACAUAUGUGAAAAUGGCUCGUUUCUAUGUUUUAUAGUAAAAAGAUAGAGGAAGAUAAGUGUUUCCAAUGACAUCAUCAACCAAUUAGUAGGUAAUGCCUACUCAUAAUUGGUUAAAAUGACACGAUGCACACCAAUGAUGUCAUUGGGAACACUUAUCUUCCUCUGUCUUUUUUACUACAAAACCUAGAAAUGCACAAUUUUCACAUAUGUUGAAGUUGGGGGGUGCUGGAGAUGAUGAAUAUGAAGUUAGGGGGGUGCUGGAGAUGAUGAAUAUGAAGUUGGGGGGGUGCUGGAGAUGAUGAAUAUGAAGAUGGGGGGGUGCUGGAGAUGAUGAAUAUGAAGUUAGGGGGGUGCUGGAGAUGAUGAAUAUGAAGUUGGGGGGGUGCUGGAGAUGAUGAAAAUGAAGUUGGGGGGGGUGCUGGAGAUGAUGAAUAUGAAGAUGGGGGGGUGCUGGAGAUGAUGAAUAUGAAGUUAGGGGGGUGCUGGAGAUGAUGAAUAUGAAGUUGGGGGGGUGCUGGAGAUGAUGAAAAUGAAGUUGGGGGGUGCUGGAGAUGAUGAAUAUGAAGAUGGGGGGGUGCUGGAGAUGAUGAAUAUGAAGUUGGGGGGGUGCUGGAGAUGAUGAAUAUGAAGAUGGGGGGGGUGCUGGAGAUGAUGAAUAUGAAGUUGGGGGGGUGCUGGAGAUGAUGAAUAUGAAGUUGGGGGGGUGCUGGAGAUGAUGAAUAUGAAGCUGAAAACAUUUGAAAUGUCCCUUUAAUGCACAUUGAACAAAUUCAAAUGCUGAGGUAAAGGAAUGUCUAUGGCAACAUAUGCAAUUCAAAUGUUUGUUUUUGCAAGGUACAUUUUUUCUUUGUCAUGGCAUCAAUUAAAAACCCAAUCACAUCCCUAAUGCACAUAACAUCACAAUAAUUCUACAUACCGUUCAUAUACAGUUGAAGUCGGAAGUUUACAUACACCUUAGCCAAAUAUAUUUAAACUCAGUUUUUCACAAUUCCUGACAUUUAAUCCUAGUAAAAAUUCCCUGUCUUAGGUCAGUUAGGAUCACCACUUUAUUUUAAGAAUGUGAAAUGUCAGUAUAAUAGUAGAGAGAACGAUUUAUUUCAGCUUUUAUUUCUUUCCUCACAUUCCCAGUGGGUCAGAAGUUUACGUACACUCAAUUAGUAUUUGGUAGCAUUGCCUUUAAAUUGUUUAACUUGGGUCAAACGUUUCGGGUAGCCUUCCACAAGCUUCCCAUAAUAAGUUGGGUGAAUUUUCUGAUAGAGCUGGUGUAACUGAGUCAGGUUUGUAGGCCUCCUUGCUCGCACACGCUUUUUCAGUUCUGCCCACUAAUUUUCUAUAGGAUUGAGGUCAGGGCUUUGUGAUGGCCACUCCAAUACCUUGACUUUGUUGUCCUUAAGCUAUUUUGCCACAACUUUGGAAGUAUGCUUGGGGUCAUUGUCCAUUUGGAAGACCCAUUUGCGACCAAGCUUUAACUUCCUGACUGAUGUCUUGAGAUGUUGCUUCAAUAUAUCCACAUAAUUUUCCUUCCUCAUGAUGCCAUCUAUUUUGUGAAGUGCACCAGUCCCUCCUGCAGCAAAGCAACCCCACAGCAUGAUGCUGCCACCCCCGUGCUUCACGGUUGGGAUGGUGUUCUUCGGCUUGCAAGCCUUCCCCUUUUUCCUCCAAACAUAACGAUGGUCAUUAUGGCCAAACAGUUCUAUUUUUGUUUAAUCAGACCAGAGGAUAUUUAUCCAAAAAGUACGAUAUUUGUCCCCAUGUGCAGUUGCAAACCGUAAUCUUGCUUUUUUAUGGCGGUUUUGGAGCAGUGGCUUCUUCCUUGCUGAGCAGCCUUUCAGGUUAUGUCGAUAUAGGACUCGUUUUACUGUGGAUAUAGAUACUUUUGUACCUGUUUCCUCCAGCAUCUUCACAAGGUCCUUUGCUGUUGUUCUGGGAUUGAUUUGCACUUGUCGCACCAAAGUACGUUCAUCUCUAGGAGACAGAACGCGUCUCCUUCCUGAGCGGUAUGACGGCUGUGUGGUCCCAUGGUAUUUAUACAUGCGUACUAUUGUUUGUACAGAUGAACUUUUGGAAAUUACUCCCAAGGAUGAACCAGACUUGUGGAGGUCUACCAUUUUCUUUUUGAGGUCUUAGCUGAUUUCUUUUGAUUUUCCCAUGAUGUCAAGCAAAGAGGCACUGAGUUUGAAGGUAGGCCUUUAAAUACAUCCACAGGUACACCUCCGAUUUACUCAAAUUAUGUGAAUUAGCCUAUCAGAAGCUUCUAAAGCCAUGACAUCAUUUUCUGGAAUUUUCCAAGCUGUUUAAAGGCACAGUCAACUUAGUGUAUGUAACCUUCUGACCCACUGGAAUUGUGAUACAGUGAAUUAUAAGUGAAAUAAUCUGUCUGUAAACAAUUGUUGGAAAAGUUAAUUGUGUCAUGCACAAAGUAGAUGUCCUAACCGACAUUCCAAAACUAUAGUUUGUUAACAAGAAAUUUGUGGAGUGGUUGAAAAACGAGUUUUAAUGACUCCAACCUAAGUGGAUGUACAUUUCCGACUUCAACUGUAUAUUGUAUGUUUGUGUUUAUGUGUGUAUUGUAUUUGCAUUUACAGUGGUGACAGAAAAUUGCCAUGUUUUUCUGUCCGUCAGUAAUGUGAUUAGCUAGUGUGAAAUGUCAGGGCUUUGAAUUCCCUCUCCUAAUAUUAGUGUCUGUCAGAAGCCUCCCAUUAUGACAGCUUUUAAUUGGCUGACUGCUUCAAUAAAUGCAUUUUGAUUGGUUGACAGAGGAGCGAAUGUCUUGAUCAUUGAAGUAAAGCCUACAGGACUGAGACUUAUUCUGAGACAGUGUUCUGCUGUCAACGACUGUCUGCCUCAGUUUGACAAGUACUUGCCAGAAAAUAUGUACAAAAGAAAAAUGAGGACAAGCAGUGCUCAAAGCUGAGAUUCUGAGAACGUCUUCAACUUUGAUACAUUUCUGGGCUCCUAACAAACACAUCUCAAAUCUGUCUCUGUGUCAAUUAGGAUGUCUCUGCUUUUCAUCAGCAAACUGUUCCAGGACCUGCAAUCUGUUCCAACUCCAAUUAUACACUGCAAUCUCAUCUGUUUUAUCGCAGAUCUAUAAUCUGGGGAGCGUUCUGAUUCCAUAACAUACAUUACAAUCUCAUCUAUUUUAUAGAACCUACAAUCUGUUCCAAACUCCAAAGUCCAUAAUAUCGCAAUCCCAUCUAUACUAUCUAUCAUAAAUCUAUAACCUAUAACCUGCAAUUAAUACAUUCCUUUGCCAGAACAUUGCAAUCUCAUUUGUUAUUUAUCACUCUCUAGAACCUGACCUGUUACAGUUCCAGAACUUUAGCUUUCUCACCCGGAUAUAGGCCAGUUUACUGCAGAGUCAGCCUGUUCCAUGGGGAGUGGUGAAAGCACGGAGCCAGAACCAGAACUAGGUCCAGGGCCUGGCAGACAUUUUCUGUGUCUGUGCAGAUGGGCGUGAUUAGAGCGGUGGAAAUAUUUACUGAAAUAAAUGACGUGUUUUAGGGAGAAACUCACUGGCCUGCCCAGAGCUCCUGAUUACAGAAUGGGAACUCUGAGAAGUUUAGUGUCUUCCCCUUUUUACUCAUGACAAGUGCAGCUUUCAGCCCAGUUGAGUGGGCUGUACUCCAGCCAGAACAGUACCCUAGCCAGCAGAACCCCAAGGCUGUGCUGGAGAAAACAGAAAAGGAGAUGCUUAUCUUCUGCCAUUAUAAAAUGUUAUGGUAGAUUACGGUAAUACAGAAUAAGAUUAUGCUCUUGGAUAAUACAAUAUAGGAAUAUAAUCUUUGAGAUCAGGCAAAUAAUGUUUAGUUACUUAAGGAUAAAACAUCUAAAAAAUUACAAUAACAAAAGUGGAGAGAUUUAUAAAGGAGAAUGAAUACACGGAGGUAGAGGAGAGUGAAGGAAUGAGAUAAUCGGUUUACGCUGUAAUGUUGAGCGUUUUUAUAUUCUCUCUUGCCAUUAGCCUUAUCUCUCGGGGAUAGAUGCACAUAACGGAAAUGGUAGUAGCAUCUGUCAUCAGACUGUGGGAUACAACGACUAACAAGGAAUUUUGUUCCGGUACGCUGAUUUUUCAUCACUGAUAAUUUGGACAAAUCACGAUUUCGCAGGUGCUCACAUCUUUGGAAUUUCCAAAGGGGAGGUGACAUUUGGCCCACAGCUUGGCCGAAACUGGCUGAGAGAUUUCAUUGAGAGGGGUGGAGACUUAUCUAUUCUCGUUAGAACAUUUUCUAACACAUCUCCCCCAAGAACUUAAUUGAGCAUCUGAUGCAAUUACACAAGAUUUUAGUUCUAAGUGUCCGGGAUGAACCUUAUGAUUCCUUUCUCUUGGCUCAUCUCUCUCCUCCAGGUGUCAUACAGCAGAGUCUGCUGAUCGAGCCGGAGAGCCUGGUCUCCAUCAACCUGCUGGUGGCGUCUGCAGUCUCAGCCUUCACCAUCGGUGCGGCGCUCUCGGGCCUGGCUGUCUGCUGGAUUAUGGCCCACAAGCCCGGAAACCGUCGCCAUGGCAACAACACCCCCCAGUCCACCAUCCAGCGCCAGGAGAGGGGGAUAUUGACAUCAGGAGGAGGGAUGGGGGGAUCGGUCCUCAGUGUGACCCGUCAGGGAGGAGGGGAUAGACCCUGCUCUCAGGGCGGCGAGACACUGUUUGUGAUGCCCAACGGCUGGGGGAAGUCAGGGGAGCUGGACCCAGGGUUCCUGCCUACUCCGGAGCACACGCCCCAGCAGAAAAGACGCGGGCUCAGGCUGUCUGAUUCUGGAUCAGGGGGGUGGGAUAACAGUCAGACCUACCUGGGAGGGAGUACCAUGGGGCUGGCGUCUCCCUGCCCUCUCCCUUGUCCCCCACACCCCUCCACCGCUGUCUACCUGACCACCAGACUAUUCCAGGGGGGAGGAGGAGGGAGGCACGGGGGUGAGGAGCGAGGAAGAGGAGGGGAGACGCCUCGCCAGCACUAUGUGUGCCUGAGCAAGCCCCGGGGGGAGAAGGGCAGGAGUGGGACACCAAAGUCGGCACUUCGUAAGUCGGCAGGGGAGUACGUGUACCCCAUGACCCCCCAGGACUCUCCGGAUAGGAGGAGGGUGGUGUCAGCCCCCAGCGCCCCUAUGGAGUUUGGGGAACCCCUGCCAAUCCGCUGGCCUCCCCAGGAAGGCUACAUCCUCAGCAGCCAGGGCAUGGUCCCUGUACCUCCAUCCUCUAUGCCCACCCCCAACGGCCAGCAGUACGUGGCCCAGCACCACACCCCUGGGCCGGGCAGGGCUCAGCUGAGAGGGGCCCUGGGGAGAGGAGAGCUGGGGGAGCUGGUGGAUCUCAGCCAGCUGCUGAGUAAGAAGAGUGCCAAUGAGAGGACUCACAACGGGCAGUGA
Molecule: messenger RNA, 9936 nt
Organism: Coregonus sp. 'balchen'
Lineage: Eukaryota; Metazoa; Chordata; Actinopteri; Salmoniformes; Salmonidae
Source: the annotation of a GenBank genome assembly